CCCAAAAGCAUUUAUAAUAAAUAAAUUGUGUGGCUACUCCCAAAGCAAAUAAAUAAUUAUGUUGCAUCAAAGAAUAACGGCAAAAGCGUAACAAAAGUGUGAAAAAUCGGCAACUCAACACAACAAUAAAAGUAGAAAGAAAAGUAAAUAAAUAAAAAUAAGUAAAACACGAGUUUCAAACACUCGCACGACUUAAGAGCAAUAGCCAAAAGCUCUCAAGUGGUUCACUCUUUCAUGCUGCAUACGUUAUAUUCGCGAGUGAGUGUGUUUUCGUCCGUGUUUAUGGAGUUUUGACAAUUUCUUGUGUUGUCAGUCGAAAGUUUUUUUUCUAUACCUCUACGUUGUUGUCUUCGAUCAACGGGGAAGCUGCUGGAAUACGCGUUCACUGUGCAAACGAGAAAGACUCUUCCAAAGGCAAAAAACAAAGUCGUGUUGGUUGCCAGGAUGCCGAAACUGCGACAUUAGCCACAGCAGCCAACAGGAGAGGAGCUAAACCGUCACAACAGGACACUCGAAGCAGGAGUGACUAGCAGUGGGAGAGACAGAGAGAGAGAGGGAGAUAGUAGUCCAAAUUAUAGAGGAGCAGAAAAUUGUGUUAACUAUGCCACAGCAAGUGUAUUCGGCGCAUCCAGCGCUGGCCGCUGAGCAGCUGGCAGCGCCAAGCAGCUCCACAGUCGCCGCAGCGAGCGGCAGCGCCAACAGCAGCAGGCGGAAGAACACGCCCAAAAAGUACACACUCAGCCGAAGCUGUGCGGCGCUGGCAGCUGCAGCAGCGGCAGCCAAAGCAGCAGCAGCAGUAACAGCAACAACAGCAGCAGCAACGGCAACAGCGAGCGGCAGCGAUUCGUGUCACACGCGCAAAACGCAGCCAGCGCGAACCAAUUUGGCGGCUGUGGACGACGAUGAUGACAUCGAGUGCGAGGAUGUGGAUGAUGUCAACUUUGGCCAGGAGCAGACUGUGAGGCAAGCAUCAACAACACCAACACCAACAGCAACAACAACAACAACCAAAGACAUUGGCUACGAUGAGACGGAUCAUGUGCAGUUGCGCCACAAGCGCCACAGCCGACAAAUGCCGCACAAACAGCUGGACCGGGGGGGAGGAGGUGGUGGUGGCGUCGGAUUCGCUGCCUCCACAUGUGCCGCUUCAACUGGUUCCAUUAGCGACUUGAGCAGCGUAUUGAGCUCACCAUCGGCCAGCACCGUCUCAUCGCCGCUGUCGACGCCCACGCGAACGGCGCCGUUGCAGCUGCAAUUGCAGCACAGCCAUCAGCAUUGCUGCCACAAGCAGUCGAAAGCCGCAGCAGCGGCAGCGGCGGCAGCAGCAGCAAUUGGAGCCACACACCACCACCAGCCACACCAGAAACAACAGUCGAGCAACAGUCGCCAGCAGCAGCAGCAACAGCAUCAGCAUCAUCAUCACCAUCAUCAUCAUCAUGCGGCGGCCGCUGCUGCAGCGGGCUGUGGUGCCAACGGCUCCUCCUCGUACAAGAGCAAGAAACUUGAUCCGCGCUCCAGCCCGUCGCCGUAUCGCCAGCUAUUGCCCAUUGCCCUGUGCCUGCUCUCGUUUGCGCUGGUCUUUGCCACGUUAAUUGUUUACAUGGACACGACAGAAAUCCGGCAUCAGCAAUUUCGUCUGAAUAUGUCGCGCGACUACGAGCUGAACAGCGUGGCACAAGAUGAUCCCGCACUCAUUGCAUUCCUGCGCCAGAUCCAUAUGCGCAAGUAUAUGUCUAUGGCCAAAAGCACCGCCGUCAGCAGCUCCGGGAAAGCGCCAGCAGCCACCGCUGCUGUACCGCCCGCCGGCACGGGCAACAGCAGCAGCAACGGCAGCGGCAGCGGCAACAGCGUCUCUGAUCAGCUGGCGCAUUACGUAGCCGAGUUGGUCGGCGGCAAGCUGAAUGGUGCAGUCAUCCAGUCGUUAAGCGGGCCGCUGGCUCAUCUCAUAACGGCGCCCUGGUUGAGCGACCAGCUCAAUUGGAUGGGCGUGCUGGUGGAGCCGGAGCCGCGCUGGUAUUUCGCGUUGCUCAAGCAGAAUGCGCAAAGGCAACGCAUGCAGGUGGUGCAUGCCUGUGUCUCGCCCAAUACCUAUCCCAAAGAGAUUACCAUACACAAUGAGGAUGUGCGCAUAAAUAGUUUGCACGACGAGGAGACAUCGUGGUUCAAUUCGCGUGUUAAAUGCUUUCCGCUCUACACAAUCAUGCUGGCAUGUGAGCGCACCGAAUACGAUCUGCUCAGCCUUGGCGUGCAGGGCCAUGAGCUAGAUAUCUUGCAGACGUUGCCCUUCGAUAAGAUCAAAAUCGAUAUUAUCUCGAUACAUUUGCUGGAGGAUCAUGAGGAUGUGCACGACUAUGUGCAGAGCAUAACAAAGUUCCUAGCGGGCAAAUUUUAUAAAUUGCAGCGCAAAAUUGGACGCAACUAUUUCUAUCAGCGACUCAAUGCCAGCGCCAGUCGUACGCGCAAAAAGGAUAUAUUGCUGCUCAAAACGCCACAACAAUAACAGCAAUCACAGCAGCAGCAGCAGCAACAACAACGAAUUAAACUCUA
Messenger RNA from Drosophila navojoa, 2547 nucleotides. It is a transcript of the gene S, whose product is annotated as EGF receptor activation regulator Star. Gene Ontology annotation, biological process: endoplasmic reticulum to Golgi vesicle-mediated transport; endosomal transport. Lineage: Eukaryota; Metazoa; Arthropoda; Insecta; Diptera; Drosophilidae. Gene Ontology annotation, cellular component: late endosome membrane; Golgi apparatus; plasma membrane. The record is from RefSeq and is a predicted model, not a curated record.